Oldenlandia corymbosa var. corymbosa is the source of this 1748-nucleotide messenger RNA. Lineage: Eukaryota; Viridiplantae; Streptophyta; Magnoliopsida; Gentianales; Rubiaceae. The record is from the annotation of a GenBank genome assembly.
AAGAAAAUUAAAAAAAAAAAAAAGGAAAAAGGUACGUACCCACAACACAAUAUAUUAGUAUUAAGUGUUAUAAAAAGAGAAAAAAGAAAGCCAAGAAGAACCCCUUCCAACCUCUUCUUUCUCAGUCUCUCUCUCUCUCUCUCUGCUCUCUCUCCUUGUUAAUUGCGUGUGUUCUUAUAGACUGUACUUUGGUUCUUUGUGUUUCUUCUAUAGUUUAGAUCCUUUCUUAUAUUGGUUUCAUCGAUCAUCUCAUCUAUCUAUUCUUAUUUCUCCUUUGAUAUUCAAAAAUUCCCAUAUAUAUAAAAACCCUUUCCUUGGAAAACCUUAUCUUAGAUAUAUAUAUUUUUAACUACAACACAGCUUGUAUAAGGGGAAAAAAAAAAAGGGUUUGAAUUUUUAAUGAUUUUGGUUGGAUUGACCAAAAUAAACAAAAGAUCUAAGCUAAAACCAGCUAUACCAGAGGGAACUCUACUCCUUUUGAUUUGCUAGCUUGAAGCAAGUUUUGAUUUGAUCAUCAUCAUCAUCGAUCAGCUAAUUUAAUUAUCUAGCUAAGCCUGAACCAGAUAUGGCGAACCGGUGGUGGACCGGCCCGGUAGGUUUAUCAGGGGUUGAAACAUCAUCAUCAACCGGUUCUCCGGUUCUGAAGAAGCCAGAUCUAGGCAUAUCAAUGAACGACAACAGCGGCGGCGGCGGAAGGGACGAUGAAGACGACAGAGAGAACAGCACCGACGAGCCCAAAGAAGGCGCAGUCGAAGUCGCCACCCGGCGGCCCAGAGGCCGGCCACCGGGGUCCAAGAACAAGCCCAAACCCCCGAUCUUCGUCACCCGGGACAGCCCGAAUGCGCUCCGGAGCCACGUCAUGGAGGUCGCAAACGGGUCGGACAUCGCCGAGAGCAUCGCCCAAUUCGCCCGCCGGAGACAGAGGGGAGUCUGCGUUCUGAGCGCCAGCGGGACGGUUACCAACGUCACGCUCCGGCAGCCUUCGGCUCCGGGAGCUGUCAUGGCUUUACAUGGCCGUUUUGAGAUCCUUUCUUUGACCGGGGCUUUUCUUCCCGGCCCAGCCCCUCCGGGUGCGACUGGGCUGACCAUUUAUUUGGCCGGUGGACAAGGCCAGGUUGUUGGGGGAAGCGUUGUGGGCUCGCUUGUGGCUUCUGGGCCGGUGAUGGUGAUUGCCUCAACCUUCUCUAAUGCUACUUAUGAGAGGCUACCGAUUGAAGACGAAGAGGAAGGCGGCGGCGGCGGCGGUGGCGGUAGUGGUGGAGCUCAAGGGCAGCUUGGUGGUGGAUCUCCGCCGAUGGGGAGUGGCGGAGGAGCUCCACCACAAGGUGGAGGAGGAGGUGGAAUGGGUGGUGGUGAUCCGGCUUCAAUGUACAAUUUGCCACCGAAUUUGAUGCCAAAUGGCGGACAACUCAACCAUGAAGCUUAUGCUUGGGCACAUGGACGCCCUCCUUAUUGAUCGAUCAAAUCAAAACUAAUUAAGAGGUAAAAAGGAAAAAAAUAAUAUGUUGGGGUACCUAGUGUUAAUUAAUGUAAUUGCAAGUAAAGUAGCUUCAUUCUCUUGAUUUUGUGUGAUCUUGUUGAAUAUGGAGAGGGAGUAGAAAUAAUGUUAAGAGUUACAAGUUUGAUGAUGAUAGAUGUGUAUAUUUUUCUCUCGAAUUUUUUUUCUACUCAGAACUUUGGAUCCUCCCUUUUUUCAUAAAUUUUGUUUGUAAUUAGGUCUCUUCAUAUAUAUAUAUAUAUAUAUAUAU